CACCUCUAGGCUACCCAGGCAUCUGGGUUUCCUGGGAAGGUCACCCUCUAGGAAUUGAGGUGGAAGUGGGGAAGGAGAGAGACAACUGGUCCCUACUGACAAUCUCAUCUACUAAUGAAUGAAGUCUCACCUGACCUAGUGACGCCAGUCCCACGCCACACAUGGCCAAUAGGAAUGCCCCCCAACCUGCUCCACCAGCGGCUGCCCCAGCUCAGUAUUAAAUGGCUCCACUGUUCUCCAGCCACUGAAGCCAAACCUCUGGGCAUGUCUGAGCCUCACAUUUCCACACCCACAUAUCUGGUCAACAAGUCCUGUGCACAUGGCCAGGUUCCUGGAGGUUGCGCUGUCAAGGCGUCCCACUGUCCCCAUAAAGGGAUUCCCCCCGCCCCCAUCAUAGCUCUGCACACUUCUUGACUUUCUGCAGUCUGUUGUUUAGCUUGAGUGUCCUUGUGUCACUUUCCAGUAGUCCCCACUGGACAGGACCUGAUGGUCCAGCUCCUGGAACUCAGCCUGACUCGCCUUGAGUUCACAGGGAUACUGUGAUGCUGAAGGUGUGGGCCCAGGACUAUUCCAGCCGCAACUUUCCCUGGCUUACUCCAGGUCUCUCAUACACCCUCUGCCUCAGUUCAGAGGUCAUUGAUCCUGGGGCCGGGGGACACCCUAGCUGUGUCAGUCACUAUGGGAUAGUGUAGUGAAUGCUGUAGAUGGGUAUCCUAGGCUUUCCUGGGUCUUUAUUUGUCUCACCUGUGCAGGGGUAUGUGCGGACCAUGCUUCCGGGUUUCUGGGCUAGGUCCUACCUCCCUUUAGCCUCCUGCGCAUCAUCACAGCCAACCUGUAUGGAGCACCUUUCUGGCCAUAUCUGACCAUGGGAGUCUAUGGCAAGUGUGACCUUCUCCUGAUAUCUACCCAGUAGUAUCAGGCUUUAGAUGAGUGCUCUUAUGCAGCACGUACAACAAGCCGUCACUGCUGCUAUUUGUCAUUGUACAGGUCAGAAAAAGCUGUCCCGGGGCUGGGGAGAUGGCUCAGUGGAUAAGAGCAUGGGCGGUAGCCGGGCAGUGGUGGCGUACGCCUUUAAUCCCAGCACUUGGGAGGCAGAGGCAGGUGGAUUUCUGAGUUCGAGGCCAGCCUGGUCUACAAAGUGAGUUCCAGGACAGCCAAGAAGAUACAGAGAAACCCUGUAUCGAAAAACCAAAAAAAAAAAAAAAAAAAGAGCAUGAGUGGCUCUUCCAAAGAUCCUGGGUUCAAUUCCCAGCACCCACAUGGCAGCUCAUAGCUGCCUGUAACGCCAGUUCCAGAGGAUCCAACACCCUCACACAGACACGCAUGCAGUCAAACACCAAGGCACGUGAAAAGAAAUAAAAUUUAAAAAAAAAAAAUAGGUCCAAACCCAGUAAUAUGGCUCAGGGGGUAAAGGUGUUUGCUGGGGACUUAAGGUCAAUUCCUAGGCACCCACAGAAAGAAUAUGACUGACUCUUGAAGACUGUUCUCUGAUGUGCUAUUGUGCAUACAUGCACCACCACCACCACCACACACACACACACACACACACACACACACACACACACACACACACACACACACACAAUUAGAAUUAAUAGUGCUGUUUUGUUUUGUUUUGAAGAAAAGGAGACCCAGGGAGGUUAGCUUACACAUCUACAGUCACACAGCCUGGAAGAGACAGGGGCAGGCUUGAACCUGCACGCGUAAGGUGCAGUGCUGAGGGGUGCGCCUGAGGCUGUGGUCGCGGACAGGACACUUUCUCCUCUUCCACCUCUGUCUCCCAGUAUGGCCCCCCUGUUUGUCUGCCAGCAGCCUAUCCGUGUGCCUGUCUUUUUGUCUGUCCUGUCUCCCAGCAUAUCGGUUUUCCGUUUGUCUGUUCUGUCUGGAGACUGUCCCACCUGUGUCUUCCAACCUCUCCCUCCCACUCUGCCUGCCUAUUUGAUGUUUGUCUGUCCGCCUGUUUCCUGUAUUAUUGUUGUUCUAUAUGGAGGCUGUUCCAAUGGGGUGUCCCAACGUUCCUUUCUGUUUGUUUGUCUGUCACCUCUCUACCUCUUUGUCUGUUGUCUGCCUGGUGCCCCCCCCCCCGCCCCUUUCUGUCAAGCCGGUCCACUUGUGUCUUCCCAGCAUCGCCCUCUGUCUGCCUGUAUGUCUGCCUACCUGUCUCGCAGCCUGUCCUUUUCCGUCUAUCUCUUUUGUCUGGGGACUGUCCCGUCCACAUUCCCUUGCUUCCCAUCUCUUCCCUCCUCUCCCCAUCCCCCGACUCGCGCCUCCACCCACGCUGCCCACAGCAUCAAGAUCUCAGCGAGCUCCGGACAGAGGCCAGACUGGGAACUACAAGUCCCGGCAGCCCGCGCGGCAGCGACGGACGCAGGCGCCGUGGAGGGGCGGGGCUUGACGGCCGCAGACUGCGGCACAGUUCCAGUCGCCGUCGCGUCUUGCAGGUGCUGCCCAGCCCGGCCCCUCCGCGGAUCGCCGCAACCGGCGCCCCCCGACCGUGCCCCGGGGCCUCGCACGCCGAGCCCAGGCCGCGGGCCACAGCGGCCGGCGAUGAGCGCGAGGAGCCGAAAUGAGCGCAGACAGCAGCCUGCUCAUGGGCAGCACGCCCCCCAGCUAUGGGACCCUGACGACAGGGACGUCAAUCGAUCCCCUCAGCUCCUCAGCUUCAUCCGUGAGGCUCAGCGGCUACUGUGGCAGUCCAUGGAGGGCCAUCGGCUAUCACGCCGCGGUCUGGAUGCUGGCCGGGAUCCCUUGGCUGCUAUUCCGCUGGAAGCCCUUGUGGGGCGUGCGCCUGCGCCUGAAGCCAUGCAGCCUGGCCCACGCCGAAACACUCGUUAUAGAAAUAAAAGACAAAGAGGGUAGCUCCAGACAGCUCUUCACGGUUCAGGUGCAGACUGAGGCUGUUGUUCAGGGCAGCCUGGAGCUGCCCCCACAGGCCCAGGCAGAGGAUGGCCGGAGCCAGGCAGCCGUGGGAGUGACACCAGAGGGCACAUGGCAGGACACCUCCGAACUCCACAGGCAGGAAGAGGCAAAGCAGGUACUGCGCUAUUAUGUCCUCCAAGGUCAACGCUACGUCUGGAUGGAAACCCAGCAAGCCUUCUGCCAAGUCAGCCUGCUGGACCACGGUCGUACCUGUGAUGACGUCCACUGCUCCAGCUCCGGCCUCAGCCUCCAGGACCAAGCUACGAGGAAGACCAUUUACGGCCCCAACGUGAUCAGUAUUCCUGUCAAGUCCUACCUGCAGCUGCUGGCGGAUGAGGCCCUGAAUCCCUACUAUGGGUUCCAAGCCUUCAGCAUCGCACUGUGGCUGGCCGACCACUACUACUGGUAUGCUCUCUGCAUCUUCCUCAUCUCAGCCAUCUCCAUCUGCCUGGCUCUGUACAAGACCAGAAAGCAAAGCUUGACCUUGAGGGACAUGGUCAAGCUGUCCGUGCGGGUGCAGGUGUGCCGACCCGGAGGAGAGGAAGAGUGGGUGGACUCCAGUGAGCUGGUGCCCGGAGACUGCUUGGUGCUGCCCCAGGAGGGCGGGGUGAUGCCAUGCGACGCGGCUCUGGUGGCCGGGGAGUGUGUGGUCAACGAGAGCUCCCUGACAGGGGAGAGCACCCCUGUGCUGAAGACGGCCCUGCCAGAGGGGCCCAAGCCCUACUGCCCAGAGACCCACCGGCGGCACACCCUCUUCUGUGGCACCCUCAUUCUGCAGGCCCGAGCCUACGUGGGACCCCGUGUGCUAGCAGUGGUGACUCGGACAGGGUUCUGCACAGCCAAAGGGGGCCUGGUGAGCUCCAUCCUGCACCCAAGGCCCAUCAGCUUCAAGUUCUACAAACACAGCAUGAAGUUUGUGGCUGCGCUCUCCGUCCUGGCUCUGCUAGGCACCGUCUACAGCAUCAUCAUCCUCUACCGCAACCGGGUACCUGUGAGGGAGAUUGUGAUCCGAGCUCUGGACCUGGUGACGGUGGUGGUGCCGCCCGCCCUGCCUGCCGCCAUGACCGUGUGCACACUCUAUGCCCAGAGUCGGCUGCGCACACAGGGCAUCUUCUGCAUCCACCCACUGCGCAUCAACUUGGGGGGCAAGCUGCGGCUCGUGUGCUUUGACAAGACAGGCACCCUCACGGAGGACGGCUUGGACGUAAUGGGCGUGGUGCCCCUAAAGGGGCAGGUGUUGCUGCCACUGGUCCCAGAGCCCUGCCACCUGCCCCUGGGGCCCCUCCUGCGAGCACUGGCCACCUGUCAUGCCCUCAGCCAGCUACAUGACACCCCGGUGGGCGACCCCAUGGAUCUGAAGAUGGUGGAGUCUACAGGCUGGGUCUUAGAGGAGGGUCCAGCUGCAGGCUCAGCACCUGGGAGCCAGGUCUUGGUGGUAAUGAGACCCCCACCCGGGGGCCCUCGGCAGCAGCUCUCCUCCCACCCGCAGGAAGAGCCACCAGUGCCAGUCAGCGUCCUCUGCCGCUUCCCCUUCUCCUCUGCCCUGCAGCGGAUGGAUGUGGUAGUGACAUGGCCAGGGGCCACCCAGCCUGAGGCCUACGUCAAAGGCUCCCCAGAGCUUGUGGCCAGCCUCUGCAGCCCCGAGACAGUACCCAGCGACUUUUCUCAGGUGCUGCAGAGCUACACAGCUGCUGGCUACCGAGUUGUGGCCCUGGCUGGCAAGCCACUGCCCAUUGCGCCCAGCCUUGCGGCCGCUCAGCAGCUAACAAGGGAUACUGUGGAGCGGGAACUGAGCCUCCUGGGGCUGCUGGUCAUGCGGAACCUACUGAAGCCACAGACGGCCCCAGUUAUCCAGACUCUGAGGAAGACGGGCAUCCGCACCGUUAUGGUGACAGGGGACAACCUGCAGACAGCAGUCACCGUGGCCAGAGCUUGUGGCAUGGUGGGCGCCCAGGAGCACCUGGCUGUCAUCCAUGCCACCCACCCCGAGCAGGGCCAGCCUGCUGCCCUCGAGUUCCUGCCAACGGAGUCCUCUGCAGUCAUGAACGGGGCGAAGGCCACAGGCUAUCCCACGGUGCCGGAACCCCAGUCCUGUCACCUGGCCCUCAGCGGGUCCACGUUUGCAGUCCUUCGGAAGCACUUCCCCAAGCUGCUGCCCAAGGUCCUGGUGCAGGCUACCGUCUUUGCCCGAAUGGCCCCGGAGCAGAAGACAGAGCUAGUGUGCGAACUGCAGAGGCUUCAGUACUGUGUGGGCAUGUGCGGGGAUGGAGCCAACGACUGUGGGGCCCUGAAGGCGGCUGAUGUGGGCAUAUCGCUGUCCCAGGCGGAGGCGUCAGUGGUCUCUCCGUUCACCUCCAGCAUGGCCAGUAUUGAAUGUGUGCCCACUGUCAUCAGGGAAGGCCGCUGCUCCCUGGAUACUUCAUUCAGCGUCUUCAAGUACAUGGCCCUCUACAGCCUGACUCAGUUCAUCUCUGUGCUCAUUCUCUACACAAUCAACACCAACCUGGGAGACCUACAGUUCUUGGCCAUUGACCUGGUCAUCACCACCACGGUUGCGGUGCUCAUGAGCCGCACAGGCCCUGCACUGACCUUGGUGCGAGCGCGGCCGCCAGGGGCGCUGCUGAGUGUGCCUGUGCUUGGCAGUCUGCUGCUGCAGGUGGCCUUGGUGGCCGGCAUCCAGCUGGGGGGCUACUUUUUGGUCAUAGCUCAGCCCUGGUUUGUGCCUCUGAACAGAACUGUGCCCGCUCCGGACAACCUGCCCAACUACGAGAAUACGGUGGUCUUCUCUCUGUCUGGCUUCCAGUACCUCAUCCUGGCCGCAGCGGUGUCUAAGGGGGCACCCUUCCGCCAGCCACUCUACACCAACGUGCCCUUCCUGGUGGCCCUGGCGCUCUUGGGCUCUGUCCUGGUGGGCCUCAUCCUGGUCCCCGGCCUCCUGCAGGGGCCCCUAGGACUGAGGAACAUUGUGGACAGCUCCUUCAAGCUACUGCUGCUGGGUCUGGUCGCCUUCAACUUCGUCGGCGCCUUUAUGCUGGAGAGCGUGCUGGACCAGUGUCUCCCAGCCUGCCUGCGGUGGCUGCGGCCUAAACGGGCCUCCAAGAAGCAAUUCAAGCGGCUGCAACAGGAGCUUGCAGAACAUCCAUGGCCCACUCUGCCCGUUGGCUCCGUGAGGUAGUGCAGGCCUUGGAGGGCAUGCUGGACACUGGAUCUCCCUGCCCCUGAGCCACGACUGGAACUCUCUCAAGAGACAGUACCAGUCACCUCCCACAGCCCUGAAGCUGGCUGCUGUCACACUGCUGUCCGGACACACUCUCCUGGGGAAGUGCUGACUGCUGUCUCACUUUAGACCAUCCUGUGUAGAGAUAGCAGCUACCAACUCCAUCCAGAGCUGCUGGCACUAUAACAAAUAAAGUGCUGGCUUUCCUGA
Messenger RNA from Mus musculus (house mouse), 6346 nucleotides. RefSeq names its product ATPase type 13A2 (gene Atp13a2). Gene Ontology annotation, molecular function: ABC-type polyamine transporter activity; P-type transmembrane transporter activity; ATP binding. Bases 2567 to 6094 code for a protein of 1175 amino acids. The record is from RefSeq and is a predicted model, not a curated record. Gene Ontology annotation, cellular component: membrane; vesicle; vesicle membrane. Gene Ontology annotation, biological process: regulation of protein localization to nucleus; positive regulation of exosomal secretion; intracellular iron ion homeostasis. Lineage: Eukaryota; Metazoa; Chordata; Mammalia; Rodentia; Muridae. The transcript has 29 exons.